GACUAUUUCUUCUGGGAUGUGGUUGCUGGCCAAGUAUCUCCUCUUGUCCUCCCCAGUGUUACAUGCCCAGUUAUUACUAUAUCAGACCGAGAGGCUCCUGUUUGUGGAUACUGGGGGCACAGCUGAGAUCUCGUGCACUUCUACAGAUGUUAUUGAUGACAAAGGAAUUUCAUUCAGUUGGUACAGAAGACGAGAUGGUGAAAUAACACGUUUAACUGAGAAUGGCUGUGACAAGACGUCUGGUAAAUUUGUUUGCAAAGCGAAAGGACAGAAGGUGAUGCUGGAAAUCUCCCAUCCUCAAAAGACUGAUUCUGGUCUCUAUUUCUGUAGCAGACAGCUCGAUUUUUCAACAAUGUCUUUCAGCAAUGGGACUUCCCUGAUUGUCGGAGACAGUUACACCCCGAGCACCUGGGUGAUGCUUUUGCUCCCUUCAGCAUCUAAGUCUCUGCACAGCAGCCAUCUCGCUUGCGUGGUCCAUGGAGCAUCCAACUUGGUCCAGGUGUCCUGGAAUAUCUCUGGAGAUCUCCAGCAAGAGGGACGGGUGCUUUUGGUGAAAAACAGCAGCGGCUCCUUAACCUUCAUCAGUCUGCUUUCCGUCCCCAUGGUGGACUCUCAGAACAGCAGGAAGCUCUACACCUGUGAAGUCCGGUUCAACUCUUCCAGCAAGAGUGUGAAGAAGAGUGCCCCGUUCCCUGCAGCUUCCUCUGUGGGUACAGCUUCCUCUGAUCAUAACUGCACAAGCUACAAGAUACCCCUGGCUGUCAUGGUCCUGCUGGCGUUGCUGCUGCUUCUCCUGAGCUUUCUUUGGAUCCGGCUUGGCCCUUCCCGUCUAGGUAAUGGAGACCAAACCAUCAUGGAGACCCAACCAUACUCCUGUCCCUGUGGUGGCUUGCCGCCUGGGGAUUAG
Messenger RNA from Hemicordylus capensis (graceful crag lizard), 907 nucleotides. RefSeq lists its product as uncharacterized. The transcript has 4 exons. The coding region runs from base 17 to 907 and encodes 296 amino acids. Lineage: Eukaryota; Metazoa; Chordata; Lepidosauria; Squamata; Cordylidae. The record is from RefSeq and is a predicted model, not a curated record.